This is a messenger RNA of Hippocampus comes (tiger tail seahorse), 590 nucleotides long. RefSeq names its product CD59 molecule (CD59 blood group). Lineage: Eukaryota; Metazoa; Chordata; Actinopteri; Syngnathiformes; Syngnathidae. The transcript is spliced from 5 exons. Bases 164 to 517 code for a protein of 117 amino acids. The record is from RefSeq and is a predicted model, not a curated record.
CUGUUUGUCUCUUCCAGCCACACCAACCUGCUCUUACAGGCUCCUCCCUUGGGGGUGUGGUCUCGCAGCCUAAUUUUCAGCCAGGAACACUUUUGGUCAGUUAGCGAAUGCCUUGGCAUCACUCAAGUUCUGCAGUUGGAAUUUGUGCUGUGCUGAGGUGAACAUGAAGUUCUCUGUUGGCAUCUUUGUCCUGACCUGCUUCACUCUGCUCGGACUUGGCUCAGCAAUUCGCUGUUACAGUUGUAAAGAUUACACGGCCAGCUGCUCCAAACAACGCGACUGCAGCUAUGAUGACGCCUGUCUGACGCUCACAGAGAGAGGAGGGAUGACCUAUCGCCAGUGCCUCAAGUAUUCAGACUGCGAGUACGGCCGACUGGGACAGAUGUUCCCACAGGUGUCCAGUUUUACAUUCAAGUGCUGCAACUCGGAUCUGUGUAACUCCGCCCAUUCUGCCGCAGCAAGCUCACUGAUUGGUGCGCUGGCGUCUGUGGUCGCCACAUGGUGGGUGACCCACUAACGCCGCCGGUUUGACGACCGAUCCCUGCUUCCUGCCACGCCGUCAAUGUCCAGGUGGAGCUGAUUAUUGGUUG